This is a messenger RNA of Zymoseptoria tritici IPO323, 1175 nucleotides long. RefSeq lists its product as uncharacterized. Bases 117 to 1175 code for a protein of 352 amino acids. NCBI's taxonomy places the organism in Eukaryota, Fungi, Ascomycota, Dothideomycetes, Mycosphaerellales, Mycosphaerellaceae. The record is from RefSeq and is a predicted model, not a curated record. The transcript is spliced from 5 exons.
UUCAAUGGUUGUUGAACAGCAAUCGUAGUGGCUGUGGCACGCUCCUUGGAUUUCGGGAUGAUCCGUGUCAACAACAACAACGCUAGAGGGCUGCAGUGCCAAGGCGCCACUGGCGGAUGCCGAUCCACGUAGUUUUGGCGUCGCUGAAAAUCCUGUCCACCUACAUCAACCUCACCAACGACAACAUGAUGAAGCAUUGUGAUACUUGUCGCAAGUUAGGUCAUGAGUGGUGGGAGGAAGGGUGUCCGGGACCAUGUUGGCAUUGCGGAGCAUUGAAAGGUCACCCUGGCGCAAAAUGUGCACUGGGCGACCGGUCCAAUGCAUACCACUUGCAGGAAAAGCCGGACGACCCGAUGGAGGACGGCAAGAUCUAUCAAGCCAAGCUCUUGCAGAUGAUGCAGGAGCUAGCUGAGGAACAAGUCUAUGUCGAGGUGUUGAAAGCGGCGCGAGAUGAGGCGGAGAAAGAGAUGACGAGAGAGAAGAAGAAGGCCAACAAGAAGGCCAGGAACACAGCUGCGAAAGCGAGGAGAAAUGAGAAGAGGGCGGCGGAAAAGCAGUCGGAGAAGGAGAAGAGCGAGAAGUCGGCGCAAGAGGAACAGCAGCAGCCAAUGCAGCCAACGCAGCAGCAGCAGCAGCAACCUCAGCAGCAUCGGAACUUGUACGGCCCUGACGGGCUGGACAAGCAUCCGGGCUUCGUGGGUACGGCGCGAAAGCAUGAGAAGACUCGAGCAAGGAAGGAGGCCAACGCCGAGGAGGCCGACGCUGGCAACGGAACAGAACAAGGCUUUGAGCAAAAGAGCAAGAACAACGUAACGGAGGCUUACCCGGUACUCCUGAUCAGGAAUGAGGUGGAGGGAUCUGCAUCCAGCCAGCUCAACCUUUCACUGCCACAUUUCCAUCGGUACCCUCCACCUCCACAAGCACGAGCACGAUCCUGCUUUAUCGACUAUCCUUCACCUCCACGAGCACGAUCCUACCUUAUCGGCCACCCUUUACUACACGAGCACAAGCACAAGCACGAGCGCGAUUCCACCGAAGUGACCACCCUUUACUACACGGGCAAAAGCACGAGCACGAUCCUACUUCACCAACUACGCUUCACCUCUACGAGCACGAUCCUACCUUAUCGGCCACCCUUUACUACACGAGCACAAGCACGAGCACGAUCCUACUGA